Thamnophis elegans (Western terrestrial garter snake) is the source of this 4751-nucleotide messenger RNA. It is a transcript of the gene NEDD4L, whose product is annotated as NEDD4 like E3 ubiquitin protein ligase. The transcript has 31 exons. Lineage: Eukaryota; Metazoa; Chordata; Lepidosauria; Squamata; Natricidae. Bases 440 to 3364 code for a protein of 974 amino acids. Gene Ontology annotation, molecular function: ubiquitin protein ligase activity; sodium channel inhibitor activity; protein binding. Gene Ontology annotation, biological process: ubiquitin-dependent protein catabolic process; regulation of dendrite morphogenesis. The record is from RefSeq and is a predicted model, not a curated record.
GGCUCGGCUCCCCCCCUCUCUCCUCCGCUGCUGCUGCUGCUGCUGCUUUCGCGGGCUCGCUGGCGAUCGGCUGCACCGGGCAAAGGAGCGGGCAGCGGCCACGCUCAACCCUCCCCGGCAACCCGAAGCAGGGAGAAAGGGAAGAACCGCGGGAAGCAGCUGCAGCCCCCGGGGCUUCUGGCAGCCUCGGCCAGGAGGGGUAGCGGCGGCGGCGUUUCCCCCAGCGCUGCCCGGCAGUUUCUGGAUCAGGGAGGAGGGCAGCUUCUCCCUCCGCUUCCUCCGCUGGAAUUUGGCCCCCUCUGCCGCAGGGGCUCGCUUCCUUCCCCCGGAGACCCCCCGACCGUCUCUCGGCGCGCCGCAGCUGCCCGGGGACCCGCCGCUCGGGUGAUUUGCGGGCAGCCGCUCUCGGGGGGGACGCCCCGCUGCAGCCUACGGAUCCAUGGCCACCGGGGCGGUCGAUCCGGUCUACGGACUUUCGGAAGAAGAAGAAGAAUCUCGUGUCCUUCGAGUUAAAGUCGUAGCUGGAAUAGACCUUGCCAAAAAGGACAUCUUCGGAGCCAGUGAUCCUUACGUGAAACUUUCGUUGUAUGUAGCAGAUGAAAACCGAGAACUUGCCCUGGUGCAAACGAAAACUAUUAAAAAAACUCUAAAUCCGAAAUGGAACGAGGAAUUUUAUUUUAGAGUAAAUCCAUCUAAUCAUAGACUGCUGUUUGAAGUGUUUGAUGAAAAUAGAUUGACCAGAGACGACUUUCUGGGUCAAGUGGAUGUGCCACUUAAUCAUCUUCCGACUGAAGACCCAACUAUGGAAAGACCUUAUACGUUUAAAGAUUUCCUUCUUAGACCAAGAAGUCAAAAAUCUCGAGUAAAAGGGUUUUUGAGGCUGAAGAUGGCUUACAUGCCAAAAAAUGGUGGUCAAGAGGAUGACAAUGAUCAGAGAGAAGAUUCAGAGCAUGGCUGGGAAGUAGUUGACUCCGCAGAUUCCCCUUCUCAGCGCCAGGAAGAAUUACCUCCACCUCCCUUACCUCCUGGGUGGGAAGAGAAAGUGGAUAACCUUGGACGCACCUACUAUGUCAAUCAUAAUAACAGAACGACACAGUGGCAUCGACCAACUUUGAUGGAUGUGGCUUCUGAAUCUGACAAUAACAUCAGGCAGAUAAACCAGGAGGCUGCCCACCGAAGGUUUCGAUCAAGGAGACACAUUAGUGAGGAUUUGGACCCUGAGCCCCUGGACAGUGUUGAUGUCCCUGAACCAUGGGAAACCAUUUCUGAAGAAGUGAACACAAGUGAUUCCUUAAGCCUGACCUUGCCCCCUCCGCCUGCUUCCCCUGUUUCUCGGACCAGCCCUCAGGAAUUCUCUGAGGAAUUGAGUAGAAGACUUCAGAUCACUCCUGAUUCAAAUGGGGAACAACUCUCUUCUAUGAUUCAAAGAGAUCCCUCUGCAAGGUUGCGAUCUUGUAGUGUAACUGAUGCUGUUGCUGAACAGGCCCAUUUAUCACUGCAGAGUGGCCCUUCUAGAAGACUUCGUUCUUCCACGGUCACUGGGGGUGAAGAUUCGACGCCAUCGGUGGCCUAUGUUCAUACUACACCGGGCUUACCUUCAGGCUGGGAAGAGAGGAAAGAUGCUAAGGGCCGUACUUAUUAUGUCAAUCAUAACAAUCGCACUACAACCUGGACUCGUCCUGUCGUGCAGCUUGCUGAAGAUGGUGCUUCUGGGUCAACAUCAAACAGUAACAACCAUCUAAGCGAGCCUCAGAUAAGACGGCCUCGUAGCCUCAGUACUCCCACAGUUACAUUAUCUGCACCGCUUGAGGGACUUCUCAAGGACUCUCCUGUGCGAAGAGCCGUGAAGGACACCCUUUCUAAUCCACAGUCUCCUCAACCAUCUCCAUAUAAUUCUCCAAAACCACAGCAUAAAUUGACACAGAGUUUCUUACCUCCUGGCUGGGAGAUGCGAAUAGCACCCAACGGCAGACCUUUUUUCAUUGAUCACAACACUAAGACCACAACAUGGGAAGAUCCCCGACUGAAAUUUCCAGUUCACUUACGGUCAAAAGCGGCUUUAAACCCAAAUGACUUGGGCCCCCUUCCUCCUGGUUGGGAGGAAAGGAUUCAUUUGGAUGGAAGAACGUUUUAUAUAGAUCAUAAUAAUAAAAUUACCCAGUGGGAAGAUCCCAGGUUGCAGAAUCCUGCUAUUACAGGUCCAGCUGUUCCGUAUUCCAGAGAAUUUAAACAAAAAUAUGACUACUUCAGGAAGAAGUUAAAGAAACCGGCUGAUAUACCAAACAGAUUUGAGAUGAAACUCCACAGAAAUAAUAUUUUUGAAGAAUCGUAUAGAAGAAUCAUGUCUGUGAAGAGACCUGAUGUAUUAAAAGCUAGACUCUGGAUAGAAUUCGAAUCAGAAAAAGGCCUUGACUACGGAGGUGUCGCCAGAGAAUGGUUCUUCCUGUUGUCCAAGGAAAUGUUUAACCCCUAUUAUGGGCUCUUUGAAUAUUCAGCAACGGACAACUAUACUCUUCAGAUCAACCCUAAUUCUGGACUUUGUAAUGAAGACCAUUUGUCUUAUUUCACCUUUAUUGGCCGUGUUGCUGGACUGGCUGUGUAUCAUGGAAAGCUUUUAGAUGGUUUCUUCAUUAGACCCUUUUAUAAGAUGAUGCUGGGAAAACCAAUAACCCUAAAAGACAUGGAGUCUGUGGAUGGUGAAUAUUAUAAUUCCUUGAAAUGGAUUCUGGAGAAUGAUCCCACAGAACUGGAUCUUAUGUUUUGCAUAGAUGAAGAAAACUUUGGACAGACAUAUCAAGUUGACUUGAAGCCAAACGGGUCAGAAAUCAUGGUCACAAAUGAAAAUAAAAGGGAAUAUAUAGACUUAGUCAUCCAGUGGAGAUUUGUCAGCAGGGUUCAAAAGCAGAUGAAUGCAUUUCUUGAGGGAUUUACUGAACUCCUGCCCACUGACUUAAUUAAAAUUUUCGAUGAAAACGAAGUGGAGUUGCUAAUGUGCGGUCUUGGCGAUGUUGAUGUGAAUGAUUGGAGACAACAUGCAAUCUACAAGAACGGAUAUUGUCCAAACCACCCUGUCAUUCAGUGGUUUUGGAAGGCUGUUUUACUGAUGGAUGCUGAAAAACGUAUCCGGCUUUUGCAGUUUGUAACUGGGACGUCACGAGUGCCUAUGAAUGGAUUUGCUGAACUUUAUGGUUCAAACGGUCCUCAGCUGUUUACAAUAGAGCAAUGGGGAAGCCCUGAGAAGUUACCCAGAGCUCACACCUGCUUUAAUCGCCUUGACUUACCUCCGUAUGACUCUUUUGAAGAAUUGCGAGAGAAACUUCUAAUGGCCGUUGAAAAUGCUCAAGGAUUUGAAGGAGUGGAUUAAGUGGGCGCCUCCUCCUGCUGCUGCUUCUUCAUCUUGUUAUUCUUCUUCUUGUUAUCUUAUUAGUAAAACAAAGAUUCUGUUCUCGGAGCAAGUUCUGCAAGCACUUUUUGAUUUUCCAGCAGACUUUUUUCAGGAUAUGGAGCAGAACGAUUGCACAAUGGAGCGAUGUCUGAAUCCAGCAAUGGGAAAUAACUUUCUUUCACUUGUGGAUAGUAUUUCUGAAAUUUCCACAACAAAUUACCCACUGGUUGAUGUAUACUCCAAUGACAUUUCAGCAGGACUUGUCUAUUUAUGUCGUGCCUCUGUAGGCAAAAGCCCUUAAUAAAUGUUUUACAUACUUUUUAAUGGCAAUGAAUGGAAUUAAUCAUUUUACAGGUAUAGUAUUACAGUUCACGUUUACUUUGGAACAAUGAUUUUUCAAGUUUUAUUUCCUUGCAAUUAAAAAAAAAAACACCCAAUAAUGUACUGGAAGAACGAACUCAUUUUGUUUCCUCUUAAUUUGUCUAGACUGUGUAUGUAUGCCAUCAUAAGCGUUCUGUUCUCCCCAAAAUCUGCUUUUUCGUUGUUGUUUUUAGCAUCAUGCUCUUCUGGUCUUUUAGAAUAAGUAAUAUAUUUUUUUUGUAAGAUGUUUUCUGCAAUUGGAAAUAUCCUAAAGUACCAAAUGCCUUUUUAAAUGUGUGCAUUGUGAUUUCACAAACCGCAACGAAAGCAAAAUUUGUGAUGGGGUGGAGACAAUAUUUCUACAAAUUGCCUGGAUAUUCACAGGAAAAUCACGACAUAUUCCAGCAUGCCAAAUCUCUCCUUCAAUAAUGAAAUUGCCUCCCUAUUUCUUAAUAGUAUUUAUAUGUAUUUUAGCAUUUUUGGUGAUGGGUUUGGGCACUAUUGUCAUGGGGGGGGGGGGAAUGUUUGAUUGAUUGUUGUAUAAUGACUUUUACCCAUUCUUUCCUCUCACAAUGGAGGCAAUUUGAAUGAAUCCUGAUCUUGCUUGAUCUCAAGGCUGUAAAAAGUACUUUUCUGUUUGUAUGCAUUUGUUAGUAUCUAAAUGAGACAGAUUUUUUCCCCUUUAUUUUUGAUUGCACCACUUCUAUAAGCACUUUAUGUACCACAUGGAGAUCUUUUUUUUUUUUAAUCAUAAAUAUUAAUGUGAUAGUAUGCCUUCUCCUUGCCCAUGUCUUUUUGGUGCAAUAUCUUUCAGUUGUGAACUCUGGCAAUGGCUAAUGAAGUACAGAAAAAACUAGAGAGAGAGAGAUGAACUUAGCGAUUUUAGUUGUAUUUUGUGGUGUUGGGCUCCACCCACACCAAAAUUUAUUUAAUAAAUGCAGUUAUCUAGCCAGUUUUAUAACGUAUGACAUGUUGCAUGAAUAAAUGAUAAUACCUGUAUUGUAAA